CAGAGAAUCGCAGCGCUCGCUAGGCAGGAGGAAGUGCACUAGAAGCGUAAUCGCUUUAUUUUGGCGUACACGAACAUUCGUCACUUCGGAUAAAACGCACGCAAGAACCGACAGCAGAACGUAGGGGUUUUCUCGGGCGCGUGCAUCUCUCCAGAAGCAUUUGACAGCAUUUGGAGCUGUGGAGAAGCUGCUUCGCCGGAGUCGCGUGGGUUAAGGUGGGCCUUGCCCGGAUAUCUGUCCGACAAGCGAACCAAAACCGAUCCGGUAUCGUCAACGUUACCCAACUCAAGAUAACCAGCUAGUAGUAGUCCUCCAAGCACCACAUUUGGAGACCGUUUGGACUUGAGCGCACUCUAUCCAAAUGGAUAACCUAAGUGAAGCACUGAAGAAGCUAAAGCUCUCGUCGUCAGACAGUGCUACAGACAAUAUCGAAGGCUGCUUGGACUGUCUGCUCAAAGCUUUGGCCCACAAUAAUGUUGAGACUAGUGGAAAGAUCCAGGAGAUGGGUGUUCUUUCAGUAAUGCCCAGUCUGCUGUCUGCACAGAACUCCUCUACAGCUAAAGUAGCCAACAUUAUUGCAGAAAUGGCCAAAAAUGAAUUCAUGAGAAGCCCGUGUGUUGAAGCCGGGCUCAUUCCUCCGCUGGUUCAGCUGCUAAACUGUAAGGACCAGGAAAUAUUGCUCCAGACGGGCCGAGCCCUUGGCAACAUCUGCUACGACAGCCAUGAGGGCAGAAGUGCGGUUGAUGCAGCGGGCGGUGCUCAGAUAGUUGCAGAGCACGUUAAAGCUCUGGCCGAAAGCACUGACCCGGCCGCCGGGAAGCUCUUGACUGUCUUUUGUGGCAUGAUGAUGAACUAUAGCAAUGAUAAUGAUUCUCUGCAGGCACAGCUGAUCACUAUGGGUGUGAUCCCAACACUGGUCAAACUCCUGGGAGUUCAUUCCCAAAACACGGCGCUUACAGAGAUGUGUCUCAUCGCCUUUGGGAACCUGGCAGAGCUUGAGUCAAGCAAGGAGCAGUUCGCCUCGACGAAUAUCGCAGAGGAGCUGGUUCGGCUGUUUCGUAAACAAGUUGAACAUGACAAGAAGGAGAUGAUCUUUGAGGUUUUGGCUCCACUUGCUGAGAAUGAUGUGAUCAAGCUUCAGCUGGUUGAAGCUGGUUUGGUGGAGUGUCUUCUGGAGGUGGUCGAUCAGACCGUGGAUGGUGACAGAGAGGAGGAUGUUGCUCAGCUCAAGACAUCUUCUGACCUCAUGGUCCUUCUGCUGUUGGGAGAUGAAUCGAUGCAGAAGCUGUUCGAGGGAGGAAAAGGCAGCGUCUUUCAAAGGGUUCUUUCAUGGGUGCCCUCCAACAACCACCAGCUCCAGUUAGCUGGAGCCCUUGCCAUCGCUAACUUUGCUCGCAAUGAUGGAAACUGCAUUCACAUGGUAGACACCGGUAUUGUACAGAAGCUUCUGGAACUGCUCGACAGACAUGUGGAUGAGGGAAACGUCACGGUCCAGCACGCAGCUCUCAGCGCUCUGAGAAAUCUGGCUAUCCCAGUGGUCAACAAGUCGAAGAUGCUCUCGGCCGGUGUGUCAGAUGUUGUGCUGAAGUUUCUCAAGUCCGAAAUGCCUCCAGUUCAGUUCAAGCUGCUGGGAACGUUACGGAUGCUCAUCGACACACAGACUGACGCGGCAGAACAGCUGGGGACGAACCCAAAGCUGGUGGAGCGUUUGGUGGAGUGGUGUGAAGCUAAAGACCACGCAGGUGUGAUGGGAGAAUCUAACCGGCUGUUGUCCGCCCUCAUACGACACAGCAAGUCAAAGGACGUGGUCCGAACAGUCACACAAGGCGGAGGUGUUAAGCAUUUGGUAACCAUGGCAACAAGCGAACACAUGAUCAUGCAGAAUGAAGCUCUGGUGGCCUUGGGAGUCAUCGCAGCUCUUGACCUUGACUGCGCAGAAAAGGAUUUUGUUGGAUUCAAUGUGGUACAGGUUCUCCACAAACUGCUGACAGAUGAGCGCAGCGCACCAGAGAUCAAAUACAACUCUAUGAUUCUCAUCUGUUCUGUCAUGGGAUCAGAACCUCUUCAUAAAGAAGUGCAGGGCUUGGCCUUCAUCGACGUGGUCUCCGGUCUACGCUCGCAUGAGAACAAGACGGUGGCCCACCAGGCCUCACUCACAGAGCAGCGGCUAACAGCACAGAGCUAAAAGACUUUCACUCCAUCUCCAGCCUGUCUGCCUGCCUCCCAUCCGCACAAACACGCGUGCACACACAUACCAUCUCUCUUAUUGUCAUGUGCCAAGCUGUUGUCCACGCUGCAUUCCCUGCUCCAGGCCCUCGCCUCCACCCUCGCUCCAAACAGACGCAUUACCCAAGGGCGGCCGUACUUUAGAGACGACCUUCUGCAAUAGAUUCAUACCUGAACAGAACAUUUUUAAGACCAUAGCUGUGAUGAACAAAAACACGACGCUAUAAAUCAAGUAAAAAGUGAAAUGUUGGCUGUGAAAAUAGGGCAGUUGAGCUUGUAAGAUCUUACAUACCAACUAACUUGUGCAUGUUUUUUUUAACUGUCCGGUUAAUUGAUGUAUCUGUGUACCAUUCAAGCCAUGCCCAUAUGAUAACCGACUCCGCCUCCUCGCUUUAUAGUUUCCUUAUACGUUUAAGAAUAGAGAUCAAAAUGUGUUUGUACUGUAUAAGAGACCUCUGGACCGAAGGGGAUCCUUUCAUAUUUUGCCUCCAGGUCCUCAUCGUGAUUCAUAUCUAUGGAGUCACUUUGCCUGAAAAGAGCUAAUUCCAUAUCAUUAGACUGUUGUAUUUACAAAAAUAGAUCAUAGGGAUGUGUGAACUAGUAAUGUGUACCAAGGACCAAGGCUUACGUGUUUGGCCUUGCGUCCUCAGAAGCAAGAUUUUUAUAACUUUUUCUCCUAAGUGAAGUCAAUAGAAGUGACAUUAUUAAGACAGUUUAACUAACCUAAAACAAACAUUCCUGAUCGGGAAGUGACUAGCACGACUGCCAAUACUGUAUGUCUUUAGGUGGGCCGUCAUGGAUGGAUGCUGGGGGGCUGGAUACCACUUGGUGCCCCCUAAGGUCCUCUGUGGCCUUGCUGUUUUAUUGGGUCUGGACAGAAGAUAAAAAAAGAUUUGGCUGGGUCCUGUUAACUUUAGCAAUGUCUGGGUUUGCUAAACACAAGUGUGUUGCUGAUGUGUAAGGGCUGGCACGGGUUUUUGUGUGUACAUGUGUGUAUCUGAGACUUUGUGGGAACUAAAAUUCAGAUACCGGCUGUUACUCUGAGCGGAGUAUCUGAGUAAUAAUAGAAUAGAAUAAGAAUCCACUCUUUGUGAAUGUUUGACGCUGUGGUACAGCUUUCAUUUUGCAUGUCGAUCUGCCUUCCCACUUUGUCCAGUAUCUUAGAAACAUGCAUCUCCCUGCAUGUCUGAUACUGUGAACAUCACUGUUAUGUGCCCAUUUUAUGUCAUUUAAUACGUUCUUAUUAUAUUUGUACCCUUGAGGAACCACAUGGCAAUCCAGUAUAUCUAAAGUAAACAACCUUACGAAUAUAAACUGACGUUAUUGUUGUAAAUGUCAUUGACGAAUUGUACAUUUGAAAGAUUUAAAGUUAUUAAAACAAUUGCUGGUGACAAUU
Triplophysa dalaica is the source of this 3622-nucleotide messenger RNA. RefSeq names its product RAP1, GTP-GDP dissociation stimulator 1 (gene rap1gds1). The coding region runs from base 362 to 2185 and encodes 607 amino acids. Gene Ontology annotation, molecular function: protein binding; guanyl-nucleotide exchange factor activity. Gene Ontology annotation, cellular component: cytosol. Gene Ontology annotation, biological process: positive regulation of GTPase activity. The transcript has 15 exons. NCBI's taxonomy places the organism in Eukaryota, Metazoa, Chordata, Actinopteri, Cypriniformes, Nemacheilidae. The record is from RefSeq and is a predicted model, not a curated record.